This is a messenger RNA of Daldinia vernicosa, 3946 nucleotides long. RefSeq names its product DENN-domain-containing protein. Gene Ontology annotation, biological process: regulation of Rab protein signal transduction. The coding region runs from base 294 to 3758 and encodes 1154 amino acids. The record is from RefSeq and is a predicted model, not a curated record. NCBI's taxonomy places the organism in Eukaryota, Fungi, Ascomycota, Sordariomycetes, Xylariales, Hypoxylaceae. Gene Ontology annotation, cellular component: cytoplasmic vesicle. The transcript is spliced from 2 exons.
UGUCAUAUCUGACCAGUCAUUCAAUCGCAACCUCUCUCUCGUUACCUUGCUUGUACGACGGAAUAUAUGCGUCGGACACUGGUAUCCAAGCCACCGAUACCCACAAACCGGGUCUGAGAAACAAAAAGGAACAAACUAACGCAGUUCAACCUGUUGAUUGAUAUCUAGGGGGCCCCUGGCAAGCUUGCUUUUAAAAAUUAGUCUGACUUUUCUAACCUUAUUACGAUUUCCACCUAACAUUGUUCAAUUUGGACUAAGAAAAAAAAGGGGGAAAGUUAUAGACCUGAGAUGUCAUGGAGAGCCCUUCGGCACCGCUCGCGGACUACUUCUGGAUUGCGGGUGUCGCAUCCGUGUCCUACCAUGAUCUCCCACCUCCAGCUUCUGCCACUCAAGUAGAAGCCACCAUUACCGAGGAUCGCGAGCCCGACGAGGACCUGCCCGACCCGGCGGCUUCUCCCGCCAACAAGACUAAUGCCCGACACUCCCGCCAAAACUCUAACAACAGACUCUCCAAGAUAUCUACUAGUUCGAUCCACACCCUCGAGGAGGUAGAUGGGAAUACGAGGAGUAAUAGAAGCAGUGCUACCAUCAGGCCCAUCCCUCUUCCUGCGGCUGCCGGCGGCCAUGAAAACCUUCUUGGCGAUUUCGACUUCGACAAGGCCCUCGUUAAGUUCGCAGCCGAAAGGGAAAACUUCUUGGAGGAUCUAAGCUUCUCGGCCGGUGCCAAAACGCAGUCGCGGCCGCCGAUGGUGAACCCGCGGGCAGAGAGGAUAAAAGCUGAUGAGUCGAGUGGAAGGAUGAGUCCUAUGAAAAGCAUCAGGGGAAGCAUCCGUGGUAGCAUAAGACGGAAAAUCAGCUUCAAAGACAUGAACAGCGUGCGAAAGCAGCCAUCAACUCCGAGACCUGGUAUGGCCCCUUUUCGCAACCUAGACCGAAGGACUUUCUUAAAUGAGCUGGCAGAAGGACUGCCUGCGGAAAUUUUCGAUCAUAACUGCAACAAAAAUUCGACGUUCUGUACUGACUUCUGCAAAUUAGCUUCAAUUCGGACUACAAGGAGAAUGAGUAGCUAUAACUCCGUCAUCCCUCCACCCGAGCCCCUUAACCUCGACCCGGAUAUGCACCCUCUGAAGCGACGCUUUGAACCCGAGCUCCUAGACCGGUACCCUCCCCGAGAUGAUAUGGAAGGUUUAAGUAAGAGGGGGAGAUUUCCAGACUAUGUGCCUAUGUUCGCAUUCCCCAAUGAUAUUCAUAUCGUGUCGUCGGAUGACAGGCCGAGGUCGACUUGGCAUGGGUUCACGAUGACAUCGGAUGACAACUCUAAGAUCUACGGUGUAACCGUUAUUGUAUGGACGGCACUCACGAUGGACGUGGCGGAGGAUAUCGAGAGACGUUGCGAGCGUUGGAGGCAAAGACAUAUGUCUGAGGAGGAGAGGGAGCUUGCAGGUAGCCUUGGGGCACGUCUCGCUGCAGAACGUGCGCAUCUAUCGCAAUUACUUGCCAAGCUCCCGACCAUACCGUCUGGGUCCCACGCUCGUGAGACACUUGAUGAUCAGAUCAGUGCGGUAGAGGAGAAAAUCAGUCUGAUGACAGAAAUGUUGCGACCCCUGAGACAUGGUGCCGCGUCGAAGAUAGAUGGGUUGACAGCUGGUGAGAGUGGUCUCUGGACACCUCGAGCGUACGGCAUUCUUGGCAGAGAUGUUACGAGAGUGGGCUUCUGGAAGGAUUGGCUCCGGGCUGUCAUUGUGCCAAUGUCGGAUGGUGGGCUUCUACGCAUACCUCCAAGCUCUCCGCGAGUUGGCCGCUGGCAACCACUGGAACGAUACGUGGUUAACCUUUGCACGGAAGCGUUCAGCCCUCUUGGCUCCAAGACCCAAGUUGAGAUCGGUGUACGCGAGCUGCGCUUGUACGCGCGGAAGGAGGCCAUCAAUGAGCUUCCGGGCUCUCGCAACACUGAUCUUUAUGCCUUAUUCAGGUCUCUCUCCCUUGAGAAUAUUGUCGCCCUUUUCGAGUAUGCCAUGUCGGAAUCGCGGAUUAUCCUGCUCUCUUCGCAUACCGCGAUGCUACACCUAGCCUCCCAUGCUCUGGUUAGCUUAUUAUAUCCGUUGACCUGGGCGAGUAUUUUCAUACCUAUCCUACCGGCACGACUCAUAUCUGCUCUUGACGCACCUUGCCCUUAUAUCGUCGGUAUUGAGCGAAGAUAUGACAAUAUUGUGCUUCCAGAUGACGAUUACGUCCUGGUUGAUCUCGACAAGGACACAAUUGAUGCAACGGCAUUGCCAAUCCGCCUCCCAAAGCAACAUCGUCGGAAGCUUCUUUCACUCUUGCAAUUUGCGGCGCCGCAUAGCUUGCGUUACGGCGUCAUGACGGGGCCGCCUCCCUAUGCAAUUGAGUCCUUCCCCUAUGACUCUUUCUCCGUCGAGAAUAGUGCUCUUGUCAACGAGAAAGCCUCACCAAGUAUGCUGUACAAAUGGGUCGCACAGAACUCGUCUUCCUUUGGGGAGGCAGAGCCCGCAGAUACCCUUAAGCCUCCUGUGUUUAAUGCGUUUUUGCAUGCAAAGCCUGGGGCGGACCGGCCUACCACCAGCAAAUCAAACAAGACCAGCCCUCCAUCAUCAGUGUCGCCCGUCUCUGUGAAUUUCCCGCCUAUGCCUGCUACGCCGGUUUCCAGAAGCGACUCUGGAUACGCACUAUCGUCCACGCUGAGAGAAAAGAGAUCAGGUCAUUUCGAGAAGGAAGGCCGGCGCAGUUCGUCAUUUGGCCAUGCCCCUGUCCACCGACCUCACGCGCCAUUCUUCAACGGCCAUCAGUCAAACCUAUCCAUCUCAGCCAUUUCGAUCGAUUCGCAGUCAUCUUAUGGUGGUUACGCCCCAUCAACUUACGCCCAGUCAACCUUAGCAGCAUCUACGGUGAUGCCUAACAUGCUCGUUCAGCCCGUGGAGAACACUGACUCUACUAUGUGGGUCGAAGGGCAUUGCUUCAACUAUAGUGGUAACGAUACAACCUCAACCUGUACGAUUUGCGAUGAGCGUUGUGAAGGUGACGGAUGGUACAAGUGCUCUGGUUGUGGAGCAAUUUCGCACGGACGAUGUCUUGGAUGUGUUUGUCUCGUGUGUCCAGUUGCUUUCAAUGCCGAUAAGGUCCGGGCUUCUUUCGUUCGUUGCCUUGCGAGUAUUCUUUAUACGUACCGCAAAUAUCUCGGUCGGCCAACAAAGGAGCAAAAGAACAACGGCCAACUCUAUGGAUUCGACAUGAAUGGUUUCAUCAAGAGCUUGCCACACGAUCAGCAAGAGUAUGUAAUGAUGAUGAAGGAGACGCAAGCAUUUAACGAAUUCAUCCAUGAGCGUGAGACGAAGCCUCCUACCAAUCCGGAGAUUCGGCUUUUCGAUGACAUAAUUCUCGCCAAAAAAGCUCGCGGCAAAACCAGUCUGUCUUCGGGAUUGUCACGCCUCUCGACAAUAAGAGCCUCACAUGGCGUCUCGGCAUCCCUACCCGGUCUACAGAUACCAUCCAGACACAUGAAACCAACCUCUUUUCUAACUGACACAUCUGAUCACAUAUGGAGAACUGCCAGCGUUCCCGUACCGAGCUCGAAGUUUCAGGGCGAUUAUCAUUCAGUGACAACGAGAAUGCCGGCUCGGUUAGACCCUUCGCUAAUGAAGGAACCUCGUGCUAUUCAAGGCGUACCGCAUCCUGAACAACGCAGAAGAGGCGUCAUGAGGAAGCAGGUCCCCAGCAUGCUGAUCCCCAACUCUCCCUAAAUAUUUCCAUCGCUCGAGUUGGCUGUGCCGACUACGUGCCCACAACCACAAGUUGAAUCCAGCAACUUGAUAGAAUGUAAUAUUAACCUGGUCUAGGGUUUUUAGCCCAGCCCAGUCAUGUACCAUAGCUCUGCGAGGGGACACAGGGGGUGAGCGAAAGGUCCCCAGAGUCAUAUUCAUCCGAGAAA